AUGAAGGUGUGCAAGGAGAACCAUUCUCAUGUUGGAUUUGUCAUUGGCAAGGCAAAAGUCGCGCCUAAGCAUGGUCAUACCGUGCCGAGAUUAGAACUCUGUGCGGCAGUGUUAGCGGUGCAGUUAGGUCAGACAAUAGAGGAAGAACUUGGUAUUCCAUCAGAGGACAUGAUCUUUUAUACAGACAGCAUGGUUGUACUGGGCUAUCUACAUAACCGUGUGCGCCGGUUCUAUAUCUACCUCGCGAACCGCGUCGACAAAGUCCUUGCAUUUACACAGCCCAAUCAGUGGACAUAUAUACCCACCAACCUCAACCCUGCAGAUCAAGGCACCAGGUGUCUUAACGCAGUACACUUACAAGACAGUAUGUGGUUAUCAGGGCCGUCUGUCUUGAUGGACAAAAAUCAACCUGUUAGCAUGGAAUUCAAGUUAGUCAACCCAGAUGAAGACGCAGAGAUAUGUCCACAGAACAAUAUUGACACUUAUGUCAAAGUAGCAAAGACAGAAGUCUGUCGGUCUAAGUUAGGGACAAAGACAUUUGAGAAAUUUUCUAGACUCAGCAGUCUAGUUCGGGCUGUCGCAUGGAUCAUCCACAUCGCUGACAGCUUUCGCUCUCCUGACGCAAACUGUCGAGGUUGGCAUCGAUGUUCGUCAUUCCUGAAUGUCAACUCUGGAAAGCACGCUACAGAACUUAUCAUCAGAGAGGUUCAAUUUGAAUUCUAUCGUACAGAGAUAGAGUGCUUGAAGGCAGGGAAAGCCUUGUCUAGGAAUAGUAACGUCUUGAGUCUGUCCAUAUUUGGACAGUGA
This is a messenger RNA of Ylistrum balloti, 807 nucleotides long. RefSeq lists its product as uncharacterized. The record is from RefSeq and is a predicted model, not a curated record. Lineage: Eukaryota; Metazoa; Mollusca; Bivalvia; Pectinida; Pectinidae. The transcript has a single exon. Bases 1 to 807 code for a protein of 268 amino acids.